Pieris napi is the source of this 2177-nucleotide messenger RNA. It is a transcript of the gene Ns4, whose product is annotated as guanine nucleotide-binding protein-like 1. Lineage: Eukaryota; Metazoa; Arthropoda; Insecta; Lepidoptera; Pieridae. Bases 174 to 1832 code for a protein of 552 amino acids. The record is from RefSeq and is a predicted model, not a curated record. Gene Ontology annotation, molecular function: GTP binding; GTPase activity. The transcript is spliced from 12 exons.
UGUCAUCAAAAAAUUUAAUUGAGUCAGCCGUGAGCCGGCACAAAAUAUAAUUAAUGGCAUAUCGUAAAGUAAUAAAUUAUAUAUACUUUUGUUUGUGCUACAAUUAAUUAAAAAUUGACGGAUACUGGGUAGUAAGUUGUAUUAAUGAGAGAUUGAGUGCUGAGUUCAAAGUCAUGCCACAAGCUCGUCGCAAAACUCCCUUCAGUGGGAAAGCAAAAAAACAGCAGAUCCAGAACAAAAAGCAGAAUAAAACACUGCUACUGUCAUCGUCAGCAAACACAGAAAAUUAUGAUGUAUUGGCAGUCAACUAUCAACCGAACCGAGCUCAGGGCCGCGGUGAAUCUAACCGCUACGCCCUCAAGUUCUACAGGGAAAGUGAUGCUGAAGUGAAAAUUAAAAAGGAGGAAGCAUUGAAAGAGAUCAUUCCCGUGAGCCUCAAACAGAUGGAGAUAGAUCCGACCGAUUUCUUCCCUUCGGAGCUCUCGUUUCCCAAACGACCGCCGUGGGACUUCGACAUGACUCCCGCCCAUCUCGACGCCCAGGAGCAGAGGUACUUCAGAGAAUACGUAAGCGGCAUCCAGUCGUCUCCCCUCUGGAAGGAAAUGUCUUACUUCGAGCUGAACCUGGAGACUUGGCGGCAGCUGUGGCGCGUCUUGGAGAUGUGCGACGUUCUCUUGCUCAUCGUCGACGUCAGAUUUGCGGGCAUGAUGUUUCCGCCGUCUCUAUACGAAUUCAUAGUGAAGGAAGAGAAGAAGGAUAUGAUCCUGGUCCUGAACAAAAUAGAUUUGGUGCCUCCGGUGGUGGUGGCCGCCUGGAAGCGUUUCCUCACCGCCGCUUAUCCCGGAUUACGAGUCGUCUAUUUCACUUCGUGUCCCGGGUACAACCUCGUCGGAGCCAGCGCGGAUAAAGCAGGUCUCCUGGUGCGCAGACGCAAAGGGCGGCAACGCAUGUGCGCAGAGGGCGCCACGCAGAUUUUGGAGGCUUGCAAGGAUAUCGUCCAGGGAGCGGUGGAUCUCUCCUCUUGGGAAAAGAAGAUAAAGGAAGAGACCGAUUUAGAGUUCGAAGAGGACGAGACCGAAGUCGGCGAGAGCAUCGUGCAGAAGGCGGACGCGUCGUUCUUCCGGCACGAGAGGUUCAAGGGCGGGGUGCUGACGCUGGGCUGCGUGGGCCAGCCCAACGUGGGCAAGUCCUCCCUCAUGAACGCCAUCAUGGGCAAGAAGGUCGUCAGCGUGUCGCGCACUCCGGGUCACACCAAACACUUCCAGACCAUCUUCCUCACGCCGCAGAUCCGUCUGUGCGACUGUCCCGGCCUAGUGUUCCCGUCGAAGGUUCCCCGGUCCAUACAAAUCCUGAUGGGCUCGUAUCCCAUCGCCCAGCUGCGGGAGCCUUACACCACUAUCAGAUACCUCGCCGAGCGGCUGGAUCUGCCUCGUCUGCUGCGCAUCGAGCACCCGGAGAACGACGACUCCUGGUCCCCGAGAGACGUCUGCGACGGAUGGGCCAAGAAGAGAGGCUACCUCACCGCCAAGGCUGCCAGACUGGACACGUACCGAGCGGCCAACGCCCUCCUCCGAAUGGCCUUGGACGGGAAGAUAUGUCUCUGGCUGCCGCCUCCCGGCUUCACCGACGAUAGAGAAAAGUUAGAGAGCUGCGAAGAAAUGAAAUACAUAAAGUGGGUCCAAGCGUUGAGCGGCGACGUUGUCGCGGAGUCCUUGUCGGACAGCGAAACGGAGAAGCAGAGCGAGAGCGGCGGCGAGGAGGAGAGCGAGAGUGAGUCGGGGGAGGAGACCACGAGUAUCGCCAAUAAGUUCGCGGCUCUGGCCAACGAGUGAUUUCAAUUACGAAAACGAUUUUUAAAGUCGGUAAAGUAAAAAUGAGCUCCUCAAUUGAAAUUGUAAUUGUGAUAUUGUUUCACCGACAUUAAAUGUGAAGUGAGUUUGUAUGUUUUAUAUUAAUUACGAUGCGAUGAUAUUGAAUAAACCUUUUAUACUAUUUGUAAUAUUAUAAACACGAAUUAUUUUAAGUCAGUAACUGAAGUGAUUUGUUUUGAAAUGUCAUACAUUUGAAGCUACUUUUUAAAAUUGUUUAAGACUGCUUUCUUUGCUUACUGUAUCCUUUCGCCACUUACACGUAAAAUAUUUCACAAUUUUUAUAUUAAAUGCAGCUAAUUAUUGAAA